Wasmannia auropunctata (little fire ant) is the source of this 9927-nucleotide messenger RNA. RefSeq names its product zinc finger homeobox protein 4 (gene zfh2). Gene Ontology annotation, biological process: regulation of transcription by RNA polymerase II. Lineage: Eukaryota; Metazoa; Arthropoda; Insecta; Hymenoptera; Formicidae. The transcript is spliced from 5 exons. The record is from RefSeq and is a predicted model, not a curated record. Bases 1 to 9927 code for a protein of 3308 amino acids. Gene Ontology annotation, cellular component: nucleus. Gene Ontology annotation, molecular function: zinc ion binding; RNA polymerase II cis-regulatory region sequence-specific DNA binding; DNA-binding transcription factor activity, RNA polymerase II-specific.
AUGCCCUCCAGUGAGCCUCAUCCCCCGUACCACCUUCAGCACCACAACAUUCCUCCCUCGCAUCUACAGCAGCACACGCAGAGCGCGAUCGAGCAUCAGUUCUUUCAGUUGGUGGCGGCGCAUCAACAGCAACAGCAACAGCGACAGCAGCAACACGGCGGACCCUUCCAAAAUUCCACGUACGCGCAGCAGAAGCAGGAGAUGAGCCCGGAGGAGGAGGGGGGCCGAGUGGGUGGGUCCCCCCCUGCGGCUGGGGCUGCACUUCAUCAGCCCCAUCACCCCCGCACGGCUAGUCCACCUUCGGGCACAGAACCCUGCACCCGCGACGCAAUACCAACACCUACACCCAUCUCUGAUACAACUACCACCACGACGACUAUGACGAUGCAGUCACAGAGUCAGCAGCAACAGCAGCAACAUGGUCCUAGCCCGAGUCCGAGCCCGACGGGCGGCGACGUGGAAAAGUUCGACGGUAAAAUCGUUUAUAACCCGGACGGGUCGGCCUAUAUCAUCGAAGGCGAAAGCGAAGGACUCAGCGAUGACGACUCUCUACCCGAUGGUUGUAUCAUAGAUGGGCGCGGUUGUUCGGUUCCUCACUCUUUAGUUUUCCCGCAAAUCGCGAACGCAUACUACGUAUCGCGGUUAUACGCGCAUCAGGCCUACCAGCAGCAACAGCAACAACAGCGCUCGACGUCCCAACAGCACAAUCCCGAUCUUCCCGUGAUGCACAGUUAUCGGGUGAUCAGUUACAGGAGCGCGGAGGGUAGUAAACAGCCUCCUCCAGCGCCCACAGUACCGCCGCCGCCUGCCGCGUCGGUCCCCGUCAAACCUAUCCUAAUGUGUUUCAUAUGCAAGCUCAGUUUUGGAUACGCGAAAAGUUUCGUCGCGCAUGCCCAGGGCGAGCAUCAACUUACCCUAAUGGAAGACGAACGACAGAUACUCUCUCACUCGACGGCGUCGGCUAUUAUACAGGCCGUGGGUAGAGGAAAGCAGCCGCUCGUCAGUUUCCUAGAACCUGUCACGAGCUCGACCUGCGCUCAGUCGCCCGCGCAGAUAAAGGCUCAACAACAGCAGCAACGCAGCGAGACCAACGAACACGAGACAACGCCGACCACAACGAGCACACCGGCGAGCACACCCGGCGUACCUAGUAGUCCCCAACAGCAACAGCAGCAACAACAGCAAUCGCAACAGACGCAACAACAGCAGCGACCCUCGCCGAGCACUCCCACCACGCCCACGUCACACUCGAAUCAUCCUCUCACGUACAAUCAUCAACAGCAGCAUCCCUGGACCGGCGCGCAAGUGAGCGCCGCGUCCUGGGCCAAAGCUCCUGACGCCAUGCAUUACAGCUCACCGCCACCGCCAACUUCGUCCACCAAAGGAUCUCCGUCUUCGUACGCCGCUCUCACUCAGGCUCCACCGAACUUUCUGACCGGCACCACGAUAGGUGUCUGUCCCGAACACAUGCAAGGUAGACCAAGUGGAGUGGAAUGCCCGAAGUGCGAGCUCAUAUUGACGAGCAGUCGACUCGCCGGUCCCGGCGGACCACUCGCCGGGAUACACAGUCGAAACUCCUGCAAAACCCUGAAGUGUCCCAAGUGCAACUGGCACUACAAGUAUCAAGAGACUCUCGAGAUACACAUGAAAGAAAAACAUCCGGAGAGCGAGACGUCCUGUUUUUAUUGCAAUGCAGGUCAGCCUCAUCCCAGGUUAGCGCGUGGCGAAACCUACACCUGUGGCUACAAGCCAUACAGGUGCGAAGUGUGCAAUUAUUCCACCACGACGAAAGGUAAUCUCAGCAUACACAUGCAGAGCGAUAAGCAUCUGAACAACAUGCAGGAACUGCAGCAGGGAGGCGGGGGUGCUUCCGGUACCAGCAAUCCUUCCUCGUCUCAGGACGCGCCAAUGCCGACAAGGAGUCCCCACCAUCAGCAGAAUCACAGCCCACACCGGGCCGCUCAGAGCGGCAAUCAGAGCAAGCCGAAGCUCUCGUUUCGCUGCGACAUAUGCAACUACGAGACAAACGUUGCGCGCAAUCUGAGGAUACACAUGACGAGUGAAAAGCAUACGCACAACUCGAUGGUGCUGCACCAGAACAUCAAGCACAUGCAGACAUUGUCCGCGUUGUCCCACCAUCAACAGGCGCAGCACCACCAUCAGCAACAGCAGCAACAACAACUCGAGCAUUUGCUCCACUUAGGCGGCUUGGACAAACCGCAACCCACAGAAGCGGCAUUGGCCGACUUAGCUUACAAUCAAGCGGUCUUGAUGACAAUGAUGACCGGCGGUCAAAUGCCGCAGUUUCCGCCAGAACUUAUAGGCUCCAUAGCGAGCGCUGCUGCCAUGACCAAUCUGGGUGUUGGUGACGUUGGACUUUCACCGGACAGUAUGGAACCGCCACCGGAACCUCCGGAUCAGGAUCCCAGCCAUUUGUAUCAAUGCUGCAUCUGCAAUAACUUCGCGACGGACUCGCUCGAGGCUCUGAGUCACCAUCUAGCCGUCGACAGAACCCGGACCCGCGAGAACGAUAUACUCGCGGUGAUGAACGCAAACUUUGUCUGCACACUCUGUUCCUAUAAAACCAACCUGAAGGCAAAUUUCCAGUUGCACUGUAAGACUGACAAGCACCUGCAGCGGCUGCAGCACAUGAACCACGUGAAGGAGGGUGGCCCGCGUAACGAAUGGAAGCUCAAAUACCUGGCGUCGCCCACGAGCGCCGCGCAAUUGCGCUGCCACGCGUGCGACUACUACACCAACAGUGCUCACAAACUGGCCCUGCACGCCGCCCUGCCGAGGCACGAGGCCGCGUCCCUUCUGCUCCGUCAUCUGCUCGAAGCGAGCAGCAACAUCCAGACCCCCGGAAAAUUGUAUCAUUGCGUGAUAUGCGGGUACAGCACCAGGCACCGAUUGCCGCUGCUGCAGCACGUGAGAUCGCUGCGGCACCUUCACAUGGAACAGAUACAUCACAUUCACAGGAGAGGCACCCUCGCGGGAAACGAGUCCCCGCACACGGAUAUCAGCGUCGUGUUUCAAGUGACUAGUGAUCCCGAUGUGCCGCCCACGCAACAGCCCAGUCCGACCACGCCAACGACGCCCAACGCUACGAGCACCAACAAUGAACGACGAGAGGAAGGUAGUGAUUGCGGUAGUGAAGUGAAACAAGAGCCGGACAAUGAUCCAGAGCCGGAAGCCGAGCCCGAGAAUGACCAAGAAGAAAUUACGUGCCUAUACUGUACGUAUCAGCCGACGUCGCGGGAAGAGUUACGGCAGCAUUUGCAAGUGGCUCACGUUCAAGAUUCGGAGGAGAAAACUGAAGCGGUAAAGGAAGAGCCGGCGGAAUUGUUGUGCCCGUUGUGCCAAGAUAAUUUCAAGGAACGUCCCGCCCUGGAGAAGCACGUGAUGCAAAUUCACUCCGUUAAUACCGACGGUCUGCAGAGGCUACUGUUAUUGGUGGAUCAAAGCCAUUGGCUGAACAACAAUAGGAAUUCCUCGACGCCGGCUGUCACCGUAACGACGCCGACGUCGCCCACGACGACGACGAAGAUCCAUCAGGAAGAAGAGAUGAGCGAACAGGGUGGUAAUGAUGAUAUCAUGGAGAUAUACAGGUGUAACGUGUGCAACCGAGUUUGGCGCUCCAUCGAGGAACUUCAACAACAUCAGCGGGAAGCUCAUCCGACUCUCACCACUUUGGCGGUCAGCGAGAAACAUGUUUACAAGUAUCGGUGCGUGCAGUGCAGCCUCGCGUUCAAAACCUUGGAGAAACUUCAGCAACACUCUCAGUAUCACGCUAUUAGAGAUGCAACUAAAUGCGCCCUGUGCGGACGAUCUUUUCGCUCAGUCCAAGCCCUUCAGAGACAUUUGGAAUCCACUCACGAUCUCCACGAGGAAGAGAUGAAUCAGUAUAAGCAGAGUUUGCUCCAGCAUCCUCUUCUUCAAGCGCUCACGGAAGAAACACUGAAGAGACAAGUCGGCCUGGCGAGCGAGCUGCAUGUGGAAGAUGACGCUGGUAGAGGCGACGAGGAGGAAAGUGAUGCCAGCGAUCAGCCGUCCCCGUUGCAGAAGGAACAACGAUUACUGGAAGAUUAUCUAAACAGCCAAACGAUCGCUGAGGAUUCCUAUCAAGAUCCAAGUCGGAAAUUCAAGUGUCACCGGUGCAAGGUGGCCUUCACGCGUCAGAGCUAUUUGACGGGCCACAACAAGACCCUGUUGCACCGUAAGGGUGAAAAAAUGUCUUAUCCCAUGGAGAAAUAUCUGGAUCCCAACAGGCCGUAUAAGUGCGACGUUUGCAAGGAGAGCUUCACGCAGAAGAACAUACUUCUGGUGCACUACAACAGCGUGAGUCAUUUGCACAAGUUGAAGCGAGCGAUGCAGGAGCAAGGUAACAACAACACAUUGAUCUCCGUCGUACCUCCCGCUAGCCCGACUGAAUCGCCCGACUCUCAGCAAGAUCAAGACAAGAAACCGUAUAAGUGCAACAUCUGUAAGGUCGCUUAUUCUCAGGGCAGCACUUUGGACAUCCAUAUGAGAAGUGUUCUUCAUCAAACGCGUGCCAGUAAACUGCAGGACCUCGCCGCCAGCGGCCAGUUAGAUCUCGCUCGACCGUUGAUCGAACAGCCGCCGCUGAGCCCGAACAGUCCGCCCGGCAACACGAACACGAGUACGGGAGGGAUGCUCUCCUGUGCGCGCUGCAACAGUAUGUUCGUCAAUCAAGAUCAGCUCACGGCGCAUCAGCAACUGUGCAACAUCUUGAACAAUCCGGCAUUGGCGUUGUUUCAACAGUUUGCUGCGUCGCAACAAUUGGCUUCGUCCGCCCCGACUAAGACGCCACCUCCGACAUCUACGACACCAGGGCCGCAACAGCACAUGCAAUCAACCACGCAGCACGCAUCGCAGACCACGCAGGAUAUUCUCUCCCAGCCACGGCAUAAGACCUCGCACAUAUACAAGCAUCUGUUGGAGAGUUUCGGAUUUGAUCUCGUCAUGCAGUUCAAUGAGAAUCACCAAAGACGACAGCGCAAGGAGGAGGAAGCGGCCGCCGCCCUUCAAGCGCAGCAAGAGCAGCAGAAGCAGGAACAGCAGAAGCAAGCUCUCGCUGCUCAAGCCAUGCAGGAGAAGGAGGAGGAAGCCGAAGAGGCUCAUAUUGAUGACGAUGUGAUACCCGAACUUACGCGCAGCACUUGCCAGCACUGCAAUAAGGAUUUCAGCAGCGUUUGGGUCCUGAAGGCGCACUGUGAGGAGGUUCAUCGCGAUCUCGUGCCGCGCGAGUUUCUCGAGAAGUAUGCGCAGCAGUUCAAGUGCGAGUACGAGAAGAAAAGUGUCGUGGUGACCGUCGCGACGUCCUCGUCCACCACGACGGCGCCGAGAAGCUCAACGCCCGCCGCCGGACAGCCUCAAGAUCUCAGCUCCGACAAAGAAUCUCGUGAAAAGGAGAAGGAAGAUAACACCGAGAGCAAAGAAUGUAUCAGCCGAACACCGGAAGCUACGUCUACUACUCCAGCGACCACUCCGGCGUUGAGCAACACGCCAGUUUCAAGCACGGAUUCUAUGACGCCGACUGUGCUGUCUACUAAUCCGCAGCACCAUAUUUCACAACAGCAGCAGCAACAGCUACAGCAGCAGCAGCAGCAGCAACAACAACAACAACAACAACAGCAGCAGCAGCAGCAGCAAACUCAAAUGUCACUUGCGCAACAGAUGACCGAAAUGCACGCUGCUCUAAAUGCUGCAAUGGCUGCAUCCCAGCUGCAGCAGUUACAACAAUAUCCUGGAUUAAUGAUGGGAAUGAUGGGAUUACCAUUGGGCUUAAAUGUACCCGCCUUAGCUGCCAUGAAUCUGCAACCGCCUCUAGUGCCAAUGAUGCUACCGCCACCACCGUAUGAUGGUGCCGCUGCUGCAUAUCCAUCGAUUAAUCAAGCAGAUCUUCUUGCCAAACAACAUCUUGCCUUGCAACAACAACAGGCAGCAGCAGCCGCAAAUGCUGCUGCAUCGCAGAAACGAGCGCGUACGCGUAUCACUGACGAACAACUAAAAAUACUGCGAGCACAUUUCGACAUUAAUAAUUCCCCUGGUGAAGAGCAAAUCCUAGACAUGGCCGCUCAGAGCGGUCUUCCGCCCAAAGUCAUAAAACAUUGGUUCCGAAAUACGUUAUUUAAAGAACGGCAGCGUAACAAAGACAGUCCUUACAAUUUCAAUAAUCCGCCAAGUACCACUCUAAAUCUCGAGGAGUACGAGAAAACCGGCGAGGCGAAGGUAACUCCGUUAAAUUCAAGCGUAUCCGGUAGCAGUUCCUCCGACGAUAAGAGCCCAAAUAAGCAAGCCACGCCUCCACCGCAAAACACCAGCGCGUCUCAAGCCGAGAUUAAGCAGGAGGCUCUUGAACAGUCGCAGUGUCAACAGCAGCAGCAAACUGUGCAACAUCAAGAGGACCAGCAGCAUCACUCGCCCGGUAGCUCGGGCGGACAACAAUCCCGACCGCAUUCACCCGCGCUCAGUAUGAGUUCCGUAUUCUCGGCCAUCCAUCACGACAUCUCUUCCCAUCCCCCGUCGACCACGAACGCCUCGAGCGCCCCGAUGCUGCCGCCGAAAUUGGCCUCCCAAAACUUUGCCAAUCCCACUCCGGGUGCCGGUGGCGUAGUGCCGAGCGCGAUCGCCGCAAUGGCGCUCACACCGCAGAGGUCCUUGAGCCCGGGUCGCGGACCGACCGACUACUUUGGUGGCAGUAAUAACGGCAGUACCUCCAGCGGCAGUUCCGGUAAACGCGCCAAUCGCACCAGAUUCACGGACUACCAAAUAAAAGUCCUCCAGGAAUUUUUCGAGAACAACGCUUAUCCGAAAGACGACGACUUGGAGUACCUCAGCAAACUCCUUGGUUUGAGCCCGCGCGUGAUCGUGGUGUGGUUUCAAAAUGCUAGACAGAAAGCACGUAAGGUCUACGAGAAUCAACCCGCCGCCGAACCAGUGGCAACGGGCGGACGCGAAAGCGACGAUGGCUCUGGUAGAUUUCAGAGGACACCAGGUUUGAACUACCAAUGCAAAAAGUGCCUGCUAGUAUUUCAGAGAUAUUAUGAGCUUAUCCGUCAUCAGAAGACUCACUGUUUCAAAGAGGAGGACGCCAAGAGGAGCGCGCAAGCACAGGCCGCGGCGGCUCAGGUCGCUGCGGUUCUGAGCUCCGAAGAUAGCAACAGCAGCUCCACGACGACUACAAACAACACGGUAGCCAACAAUCCGACGACUGCGCCCGCGCUCACCGAACAGCUGCAACAACCAUUAAGCACCGCUUCGUCACCUCUCCAACAACAAACCCUGUCUCUGACGCAACAACAAUCUCAAUCGUCGCAACAGCAGCAGCAGCAGCAGCAGCAGCAGCAACAGCAGCAGCAGUCGCAAACAGAGUCGAAGGAAGGUAGCUUUCAGUGUGACAAAUGCAACCUAAUGUUCGGUCGAUUCGAACUUUGGCGCGAACAUCAGUUAAUACAUAUCAUGAACCCGACCUUGUUCCCCUCAGCGUAUCCACCUGAUUCACCCUUCGGAAUUUUGCAACAGCAAGCACUAACUAACGCUAGCCAGGUUGGAGUCGCAACGGACACUCCGCAUUCGCUCAUCAGCAUGAUGCAGAAGAGGAAGUUCGAAGAUCUCGAGGAGGGAACGGGCAGCGACAACCGCUCGAACUCGGAGCACAGCGAGCAGCCCAAGGACAAGCGUUUACGUACGACGAUACUUCCGGAACAAUUGGACUAUCUUUAUCAAAAAUACCAGAUCGAAUCUAAUCCAUCGAGGAAGAUGCUGGAGACCAUCGCUCGUGAGGUUGGCUUGAAAAAGCGUGUGGUGCAGGUAUGGUUUCAGAACACCCGCGCACGCGAGCGUAAGGGCCAAUUUCGCGCUCACAGCCAAGUUAUCAAUAAGCGCUGCCCGUUCUGCCCGGCGCUAUUCAAAGUCAAAUCCGCUUUGGAAUCUCAUCUUAGCAGCAAACACGCCGACCAGGUGGCUCGCGGCGAAGUGAACAUAGACAACAUCCCGGAUGAAGAGCUCUCGAUGGAGUCCGUUCCUUCGAAUUCUAGCACUCCGCACAUGAUGCCACCGUUGUUUCCGCCUAUCAACAACAGCGACAUGGAGGCAUCCUUGAAAUCCUUGAAAUACUACGAGGACAUGAAACGAUACUUCAGCGAGUUGGCGCACGCCAGUAACGGAAAGCAAGAAACGGCGAAUCAUCAGGCCAGCGGAAACAGCGGCGAGUCACCGUUGGAUCUGAGCAAACCAGUCGAUCUCAGCCGGCCGGUGAAACUGUGUUUGAGCAACAUCAGCAGCCUUCUCGAGGAGCAACACGGCGUCCACUUCCGCGGCGGCAGUGACUGCGGACCUCUGACUGACUUAUCCGAACGUAGCGUCUGCGACGACGACAGCAUGAGCGAGACCACGGAGUUUCUAGAUGACGAGAGCGGCCCGGCGAGCCCGGCCUCGAGCACACAGAGCUCGAGGCAGGGACCCGCCAGUGGAAGUACCGGGAACACGCCGGGGCCGCCAGUGACCGGUGGACAAUCCGGCGGGAAUACUGGCCAAUCCGGCGGCAAGCGAUAUCGCACGCAGAUGUCGGCCACUCAGGUGAAGGUGAUGAAGUCGCUCUUCUCGGACUACAAGACGCCGACGAUGGCUGAAUGCGAGAUGCUCGGCCGUGAGAUCGGCCUUCCGAAGCGGGUGGUCCAGGUGUGGUUCCAGAAUGCCCGCGCUAAGGAGAAGAAGGCUAGAUUGGCGGCUGGUCUGCCGGCCGAGGGCUCGGCCGUUCAACCGCAUCGCGGACCGACCGGACCGGACGAGUGCAGACUGUGCUCUGUACGCUACUCAGCCAAGACACCGCUGCAGGAGCAUGUUUUCUCGCGGCGACACAUCGAGUCGGUGCGCAUGGCCGUCGAGGAGGGCAGCUUGGUGCCGCCGACCCCCGGGGCGCCGAUCGUGCCGCCUAUCACCAAUGCCGCCGGCGUGCCCGGUAUCGGCAAUUCGCCGGUGGUCGCCACGGCCAGCCAGCAAGUCAACCAGCAGCAGCAGCAGCAGCAGCAGCAGCAGUCGGACGAAAACAUGAUGUACGGAUCCGUGUUCCUUCAUCCCACGGCAAUGUUCCAGUCACAGCAGCAGCAGCAGCAGCAGCAACAGCAGCAGCAGCAGCAUCCCGCCGCCGCUACGGCCAGCGCAGCUAGUACUACGGCCGUAGCGGCUGCGGGCUUGAGCGGUGGUCUACUCGGGAACGCUAUGAUGCCGCUGAACGUGGAGGGUGGCGCACAGGUGCAGGUGCCGCGGGCCCUGAUGCAGGCGUUCCUCCAGCAAGAUCCGAAUCAUCCGGGCCUGGAGACGGUCCGUCUGCCGGCCCUGCCGUGCGGCGCCGACGAGAACGGGCCGCCCCAGCAUUGUCGCGAGGUGGAGACCGAACUGUGCCUCGUCUGUCGCCGUUGCGGUCGCGCGUACCCGCAGGAGUCGUCGCUGCUGGCGCACCAGCGGUCCUGCUACCUGGGCAAUCAGCAGCGUCGCGGCGCCCUGCGUCUCGUGCAGGCGCGUUACGCCUGCUCGUUGUGCGAGCCCGUCGGCAUGUCGACGCGCACCUACGCCACCGUGAGCGAGUGGCGUCGCCACGCCGAAACGCUGCAGCACCGGGCGCGUCUGGAGGCCGCCCAAGAGCGCCAGCAGCAGCAGCAGCAACAGCAACAACAACAAUACGACAGCGGCGCGCAAUCCGGCGAAGAAACGAACCCGCUGACCGACGAAAUGGAGGACGUCGUCAAUCAGAUCACCCUAUUGGCGGCUCGCGCGGCCGCCGAGAGCACGACUGGUCAGCCGCAGGCCAGUGACAGGGUCGGCAGUCAGGACAACAACAAUGGACCCGACGCCAAGCGACAAAAGCUGGUGCAGGAGGUCACCGCCCUUGCCGGUGCACGUUAA